This is a messenger RNA of Closterium sp. NIES-67, 3335 nucleotides long. The record is from the annotation of a GenBank genome assembly. Lineage: Eukaryota; Viridiplantae; Streptophyta; Zygnematophyceae; Desmidiales; Closteriaceae.
AGGAUCGCGCCGCGUGCAAAAAACGUGGGACACAAUAGGAGAAAAGGUGUAACACAGCGUGAAUAGAAGAUCCUUUUCCAGCGUGAAUGGAAUUUCACAUGCCUGCAUUGGGUGACAGAACCUGAACCCCUUGCUUCCACUGCGGAACCACGCUUCCCCUCCUCCCGCGCCUCGCUCCCUCGUCCCCCGCGUACCCAGGCCGCGUGCACGCAAGCGCUCUCGUUCCUUUCAUGUCGGGCGCGGCGCUCAGGAGAUGGUGAAUGGGGGCGGCCUGCCCAUCCGAUUCCGCUAUAAGCCUCUCGAUACAAGCGCCGUGCCAAACCACCAGCAGCCAUUCACCUCUCUGACCGUUCCCCGCAAAAUGCCGCCGCACGCCAGGACCAGCGCCGCGCGGAGGGCGGCGGGCGUCCCAGGCUCCGCGCGCAGCUUGCGCUACUUCCCCCUGGUGGGCCCCAUCGCGCUCGGCGCGCUCUACCUGCUCUUCCUCCUCACGCGCUGGGGGCGAAACCCUCCGCCGUGGGCGCAAGCACGCCGUGGCUCUCCAUCGCCUACAUGCCCUCGGGGGAGGGCUACCUGCUGCUCCUCGCUCCCCCGCGCUACUCCGCCCCCUCCUCCCCUUCCCCCUACCCCCCGCCUGAGCGCCAGCAGCAGCGCCUGCGGCUGCCCGCCAUGGAGGUGGGCGGCGUGCGGGUGGAGGGGCUUGCUGUGGGCGGCAGGGGACGGACUGCCAGCUGGCAGGGCGGGGUGGCGGGAGGAGGGGAGGGGGCGGGUGCAGCGGAAGCCCAGCCUGCCGCCCCAAAUGCCUCUGCCUCCCCCACAGCCGCCCUGCCCGCGCCCCCCUCGGUGGUCGUGACGGCGAGCCGGCUGAGCGCACACGCCGUGGUGAUGACGUGGGAGCUGAGCAACCCCCUCAUGUUCCCCGAUGGGGUGGACUUCACCGUGCGGAUAGCAGACAAUGCAUCAGGGUGGUACGGUGGCGGAGAGCGGUUCAAUGCGGUGAACCAGAGGGGCAAUGUGCUGCCCAUGUUCUCACUCGACCGCUUCACUGACGUGCCUGCGCACCGCAGCUACAAGCCGGUGCCGUUUGUGAUGAGCAGCAGCGGGUACGGCGUGUGGGUGCAGUCGUACGCCAACGGCACCUUCAGCCUCGCCACCCACGACGAGCCGGAUGUGCUGGCCGGGAUGUGCUGGCCAUCCGUUUACCGCGAGCAGCAGCUGCGGGUGGUGAUCAUAUCGGGCCCCUCGCUGCUCGCCGUGCUCUCCGAGUUCACACGCCUCUCAGGCCGCCCCUCCCUGCCGCCCGAUUGGGCCUUUGCGCCCUGGAAGGGGCGCGACGUGCACUUCAACUGCUCGCAGGUGGUGGAAGAUGCGGAGAAGCUGCGGCAGCAGGGCAUCCCGGGGUCGGUGAUGCUGAUAGACAGCCCGUGGGAGACGGCGUACAACGACUUCACCAUCAACCGCCUGCAGUUUGACGACCCCGAGGACAUGUUCCUGCGCCUCCAGGAGCUGGGCUUCCACAACAUCUUCUGGGCGACGCCCUUCAUCAACCGCGCCAAACCGCGUAGACAUGCAGGGCAUCACGGCGGGCCCGGCUGCCAUCUUUCAAGAGGCGGACGAGCGCGGCUUCCUAGUGCAGCAGGAGGGGGGAGGCUCUCAGAUAGUGAAGUGGUGGAAGGGCGAGGGCGGGCGCGUGGACUUCACAAGCGAGGCGCGGUGGCGUUCUGGCACGGCGCCAUGAACACGACGCGGCAGUGGCCCACUGCGCGUGGGUUUAAGUGCGACGACGGCGAGGGCAACUACUUCCUGCCCGGCGCUGCGUUCCACGAUGGCUCACCACUCUCACUCAUGAAGACCCGGUGCUAUGUGCUCUCACCCGUGCAUGUUGUUACGUCUGUGCAGUGCUGUGUGCUCUCACCCAUGCAUGCUGUAUCACCCUGCACGUGUGCCAUCGACAUCCCUGGACUAUCCAUGCGCUACCCGCCUCUGUACCCGUCUGCGCUGCUCGUACGUGGAGAAGUAUCUGGGCGCCAUGGGUCGUUCAUUGACAAGUACCUGGACGGGGAUGGCGUGCUCAUGGCCAGGAGCGGCUUCACAGGCACGGGCAAGUCGUUUGUGUGGGCGGGCGACCAGCGCGCCAACUGGAAUCGCACAGAGGGCUUCCCGUCGGUGAUCAUGGCGGGGCAGACAGCGGCGCUGUCGGGGUUCUUCCUGUGGGGCAGCGACAUCGCGGGGGACUUCGGCCACUCCAUCGACAAGGAGCUCUUUGUGCGCUGGGCGCAGUUUGGCGCGCUCUCCCCGCUGAUGCACCAGUUCGGGCAGGCCAACAGUGGCCCGUGGGACUACGACGCGCUCACGCUGCGCAUCUACCGCCGCUUCGCGCGCCUGCACAUGGCGCUCUUCCCGUACCUCAAGGCGGCGGCGCUGCGCAGCGCCACGGCGGGGGAGCCCAUUGUGUGCGCCAUGGCGCUCUGCUUCCAGGGGGACGCCCAGGCCGCCGCCUCGCAGUGGGAGUGGCAGUACAGGUUCGGCCCGGACCUGCUGGUGGCGCCGGUGUACGAGAGUGGAGUGAGCAAGGCCACGGUGUACCUGCCGCAGGGCAGCGCGUGGGUACACUUCUGGGCCGCCAACGCCGCGCCCCUGGAGGGCGGGCAGGCGGUGGAGGUGGCGGUGCCGCUGCACGAGACUGCGCUGUACGUGCGCGCGGGGGCGCUCAUCGAGAGCAUCGAGGAGGACGUGGACACGCUGCUGCCGCCCUCAGCCACGCUGCACCCCGAUGUCAAGACCGUUGGCAGCGUGUGCAUCCUGCAGGUGUGGCCGGGCGUGCCGUCCCCCUCGUCGUCCCUGGCGUCGCUGUUGGCGCCCUUCCAAGCGGCGCUCUCCGCCCGCCCCGUGGCGCAGGCGCACCGCCGCCACCGCCUGGUGCUGCAGCUGAGGGCGCAGGAGCGGGUGGAGCUGUCGCUGCGCUUCAUGCACGGCGAGCGCCUGGGGCACCCCACCGUGCGGCGCGGCACGCGCGAGCAGGUGGGCGUGGCCGUGCGCGGGGGGCAACUACCUGGGCGUGGAGGGGCUGCACUGCGCGCUGGCGCUGGAGGCUGGGGUCACGGAGGUGUCGUGGGAGUAUGGCGGGGUGACACGCGCCUGCUAGGGAAGGGACUGUGCGUUGGUGAGAAGGCGGCAGUAAUGUGCUCAGUAGACCCGUUCAGUGGAUCAUUACUGAAGCAAUGGGGAGCAUGAUGUGAUGAUGGAAACCACUGCAUCUUGAUCCGUUGUAAAGACAGUAUGAUCAACUCAGCAUCGUCUGCCAUGGCGUCGACACCUAUUGGCCUCAAGCCCAU